Anoplopoma fimbria (sablefish) is the source of this 3151-nucleotide messenger RNA. RefSeq names its product NOP2 nucleolar protein homolog (yeast) (gene nop2). Lineage: Eukaryota; Metazoa; Chordata; Actinopteri; Perciformes; Anoplopomatidae. The record is from RefSeq and is a predicted model, not a curated record. Gene Ontology annotation, molecular function: rRNA (cytosine-C5-)-methyltransferase activity; RNA binding. The transcript has 16 exons. Gene Ontology annotation, biological process: rRNA base methylation; maturation of LSU-rRNA. Bases 157 to 2451 code for a protein of 764 amino acids. Gene Ontology annotation, cellular component: nucleolus.
CUGCGACACCAUUCAUACGUCAGCUAUGUGCGCCGGAAGUUCUCCCACAACGUGUUGAAGGAAAACUCACGUGUGGGUAUUUUAAUCGUACAGCCUUACAAGCAGAAGUUUGAUCAAACAGGAACAGAUUAAGGAGUGUCUGUGUAGCUUGGAGAAAUGGGUCGUAAGUUGGAUCCCACCAACAAGGUGAAGAGAGGACCAGGGAGAAAAUCCAGGAAGCAGAAAGGAGCAGAGACCGAGUUGGCCAAGUUUAUACCUGAUGAGGAAACCGCACCAAAACGCCUGUCAAGUAGAAGCAGGAAAAGAGCUACAAAAAGAGUCCAGAACUUGAAAAAGCCUAAAGAUGCUGCUGUGGAAAAACCCAAGAAAGGAUUCACUGAUGAGAACAGCAAAUGGUUGACACCAGCAAAGAGAAAGCGAAAAAUUGAUGAAGCUGAAAGUGAUGAUGACAGUGAUGAACACUGGGAGGAAGAUGAGGAGGAAGAGGAGGAGCAGCCGAAACCGACGAAGAAGGGAGGAAAGGACCAAGGAAAGAAGGGAGCCAAAUUAGAAAUUAAAGAAGCGAAGGAGGGAGAGGAGGAGGAGGAUGAAGAUGAUGACGAUGAUGAUGAUGAAAUGGUUGACGACUACGGUGCACUGGAUGAGGGCAGUGGUGAGGAAGCAGCGGAAGAAGAAAGUGAUGAAGAGGAGCUUCUUCCCAUUGAGCUUGCAGCCAAGAAAGCAAAAAAGCUGAAGGAAACCAUGGGUCUCGAUAGUGAUGAUGAUGAUGAUGAUGAUGAUGAUGAUGAAGACGACAAGGGUGAAGAGGCAAAGAAAUCGGAUGCUGACACAGAUGAGGAAGACACAGUACAAGCCAACAUGGAUGAAAUGGAUGCAUUCAGGCUACCUGGUGCCGAGGAAAGUCAGAAGGAAGGCAUCCUUCCCCUGGACCUGAAGAGUAUCUAUCAAAGAAUUAAGGACAACAUUGAUGUCCUGUGUAAUUUCUCAACAAAAAGAGAGGAGGGGAAAGAGAGAGCAGAGUACAUCUCUCUUCUGAAGAAGGAUCUCUGUACUUAUUACAGCUACAACAACUUCCUCCUUGACAAGUUAAUGGACCUCUUCCCUCUCUCAGAGCUGGUUGAUUUCCUUGAGGCCAAUGAAAUUCAGAGACCUGUCACUAUUCGGACCAACACAUUGAAAACAAGGAGGAGGGAUCUUGCCCAGGCCUUGAUCAACAGAGGAGUGAACCUUGAUCCACUGGGAAAAUGGUCUAAAGUGGGUUUGGUCAUCUACGACUCCUCAGUACCUGUUGGUGCAACCCCGGAGUAUCUGUCUGGUCAGUACAUGCUGCAAGGAGCCUCCAGUUUGCUACCCGUCAUGGCGCUCUCUCCACAGGAGGGGGAGUUAGUGUUGGACAUGAGCUCAGCUCCAGGAGGCAAGACCACCUAUAUUGCUCAGCUGAUGAGAAACACGGGGAUGAUCGUGGCUAAUGACGCCAACGCUGACAGAUUGAAGAGUGUUGUGGGCAACAUCCACCGUCUGGGGGUCACCAACACCGUCAUCUGCAACUAUGACGGAAGGCAUUUCCCAAAGGUGAUGAGUGGGUUUGACAGAGUGCUGCUUGAUGCUCCGUGCUCAGGCACAGGAGUCAUCGCUAAAGAUCCAGCUGUGAAGACCAGCAAGGACGAGGCCGACAUCCAGCGAUCUGCUCACUUGCAGAAAGAACUGAUUCUGUCGGCCAUCGACUCUGUCAAUGCUGAGUCCUCUUCAGGAGGAUAUCUGGUCUACUGCACAUGUUCAAUAAUGGUGGAGGAGAAUGAAUGGGUGGUGGACUACGCUUUAAAGAAAAGAAAUGUCAAAUUAGUUCCCACUGGACUUGACUUUGGCAAGGAAGGCUUCACCAGGUUCAAAGAACGUAGAUUCCAUCCUACUCUGCGACUGUCUCGCCGGUUUUACCCUCAUUCCCACAAUAUGGAUGGGUUUUUUGUGGCCAAGCUGAAAAAAUUCUCCAAUGUAAUUCCAACUGCGGCUGCAGGAAAAGAAGAAGAAAAUACAGAUGCUCCUGAUGCAACAGCUGUGACAGACUCUCCUGAAGAGAAACCAUCCAAAAGUGAUAAGAAAAAGAAGAUUGUCCCCGGAAAGGCAGGUGGCUUAAAAGGAAAACCCCAAGCCAAUGGAACAGCAGCCAAGAAAACCACCAAGCCAAAAGGCAAAAAGGGCUCACCUGCUGGACCAAAAAAGGCAAAGAUUGCCAGGAUGGAUGGAGAGACUGUAAAAGGGGCACAGGCCAAGAAGCCUGCAGCGAAGACAGCCGAUGACCCCAAAGCAUCAAAGGCUGACAAAAAGGAGGGGAGCAGAUUUGAGAAGAAGCAGGGCAAAAAGAUCAAAACACCCAUAAAGGCAAAGGACAGAAUGGGAAAGAAUAAAUUCAGAAAACUGAAGAACAUGUUGGAAAAACCAGACGGAGAAUGACGGAGUGUACAGCGUGAUAAACUGUACCAGAUUAUGUAAAGCUUUGUAAAGCUUUCUUGCAGACCCACAUCCCUUCAUCUUACAAAUGUGUGUGCUGUUGUCAUUUGAAAGCAGCUAAACUUUACCACACUGUACUGUAUGUGUCAGACAGAUGUUAUUUGUAAUGCCCAUGUACAAGUGACUUAGACUGGUUAGCGACGCUCUCACUUAAAAAGGGUCCUUCCUCUUUUAUAUGUUUUCCAGAAUAUUCAUAUUGUUUGUCUGUUGAUUUAAUUGCAGGGUGGGACAACAUCCAUAAAUAUAUGAAUCUGUGAAACAUAAUAAAUCUUUUAAGAUAUCUUGAUCAGCACUUGUUGGAUUCAUCAUUCAUCAGUGGGAAGUUGUGCUGCUGUCGGUACAUUAAGAUCAUCUGGUUAUUCAGUGGGUAUAGCUCAAGGUUCAAGACAGUUUGGGGAAACUCUUUUAGCAUUUAAUAGCUUAGCUUGAACAAACCUUAUUACAUUUUAGACAUCUACAAAUGUAGUUUGACUUGUCAAUUUUGUUUUGAUUAUAAUUGUCAUAAUUCCAGUUUCAAAUAUCUACAGUUGAAAAAAAUGUAACAUCCAAGGUGAUAUCUUUGAUUGAACUGAAGAGUAUUCAGAACUCUUGAAUUUGAGUUCUUACUAAUCAUAAUGUAAAAAUUCCCACUAUGUCAGAUAUU